Oncorhynchus keta (chum salmon) is the source of this 2126-nucleotide messenger RNA. RefSeq names its product gasdermin-E-like. The record is from RefSeq and is a predicted model, not a curated record. The transcript is spliced from 10 exons. Gene Ontology annotation, biological process: programmed cell death. The coding region runs from base 209 to 1813 and encodes 534 amino acids. Gene Ontology annotation, cellular component: cytoplasm. NCBI's taxonomy places the organism in Eukaryota, Metazoa, Chordata, Actinopteri, Salmoniformes, Salmonidae.
CACUCCCAGUGCACGUGGCUGGAGAAAGGGGUGGAGCGAACCUCUUUGUUAUCACGGUACUUAUACGGCUGUUGCGACAGAAAUAUAUACCUUUAUCUAGACCGGUAACUCUAACUUGGAACGGGCUUUCGCGUUCGGCUAGGACAUAGCCAGGAUAAACGUUGCUAACAGAGACAUCAUCCUCGACAAUCUCUGUCUCCCAUUGAAGAUGUUUUCCACGGCCACAAGAAACUUAGUGGAGGAGAUUGAUGAUGGCAGCUUGGUCCCUGUGUCCAGUCUGAUUGACUCAGACAAACUGGUCCCUCUCUCACUGGUUGUGAAACGAAAGCGUUUUUGGAUUUGGCAGAAACCCAAGUACCUGCCCACUGAUUUUACCCUCAGUGAUGUGCUGACUGGAGACACACCCUUAACCCCAGUUGUGGUCAAGACUGAUUUCCUGAAGUACCAAGGGACAUUUGGUGACAACAAAUCAGGAAACAUUGAGUCGAAUUUGGUUGCUGUAAACCUUAAAGUGGAGGGGAAAGACACAUCUAAACUCCAGUCAUCCUUCGGCAGCCUGAAGAAAGAGGAGGUGGAUGUACAGAAGUUGCUGCGCGACUCCAAAGACAAGCUUUUGGACAUGUCCCACUGUCUGAUCCAGCAGACCCGUGAGAAGUCCAGGGAGGUGUUUGUGGUGGUGAAGGAGAGGAUUGUGACGACCCAGCCGUGUUCGGUCAUAGAGGAGGUCCAGCAGGGGGGGCAGUUUGGGGAGCUGCUGAGCUUCUGUGGGCCCAAGAGCACCCAGGUGUCUGUAAAGGAGAACAGCAGCCUGCACAAAGACAGCAACGUGUCUCUGGAGAUUCCUGCCCACACCGUCAUCGCUUACGGCAUUAUUGAGCUGGAGAUCAAACUCAACGGACACUAUGAGCUGUGCCUAAUGUCCGACACUCUUGGGGGGUUCGAGGUGGAUGGGCCUGUUAAGAAGAGCUUAGUGGGGGUGUCUGGCGCUCGCGACGACACCCCAAAGAAGAGCUGCUUUCAGAGAGAACUGGAGAAACUGAGUCGUCAUUUCCAGCUGCUGUCAGUCCUGCCAGCAGACACACGUUCCUCUCUGCUCCAGCUCCUCAAGACAACCAUGGAGGACAGAGAGACAGUCAGUGUGAUGGAGAGUGUGCUGGACCAGAUGUGCACAGGUAAGACAGCUGACCUGGGGGAGGUUAAGGAAGUGUCUCAGAUGCAGACAGUCCAGGCCAUACUGAACCUUCUAGAGCAUUCGGACUCCAGCCCAACACACUUCCUCCUCAGUGAUUCCAGCCAGACACCCUCCCUCAGUGAUUCCAGCCAGACACCCUCCCUCAGUGAUUCCAGCCAGACACCAUCCCUCAGUGAUUCCAGCCAGACACCAUCCCUCAGUGAUUCCAGCCAGACACCAUCCCUCAGUGAUUCCAGCCCAACACACUCCCUCCUCAGUGAUUCCAGCCAGACACCCACCCUCCUCAAUGCCACUCAUCUCAUUGUCAGUGCCAUGGAUGGAAUGACAGAUGAAGGUCUCUCUGUGUUGGGAUCCUGUUGCAGUCCUCCAGUCUUACAGGCCCUGCAGAUCCUGGUGCAGCAUGUGGCAGCAGGGAGUGGGGAGACCCUCUCUCUGAGAGAUGCAGGUCUGGCUGUUCUGACUGAGGAGGAGCUGUAUCAGAGGACAGAGAGUCUCUUUGGUCACUCUGAAGUUACACUGAAGAGAGAGGAGGACACACUGAGGACAGAGAUGAAGGACCAGCCUGGAUACCUUCCUCUAGUCAUGAGUAUCACUGUGAAAGGCCUGGCCUCUUUAGUGUAAGGAGAGACUGAGUAAGAGAGGGAGGAGCGGUUUCCUUCCUCUCCGGCAACUGAGUUAGGAAGGGCGCCUGUAUCUUUGUAGUGACUGGGUGUAUUGAUACACCAUCCAAAGUGUAAUUCAUAACUUCACAAUGCUCAAAGGGAUAUUCAAUGUCUGCUUCUUUUUUUUAACCCAUCUACCAAUAGGUGCCCUUCUUUGUGAACCAUUGGUAAACCUGUGCUUGAAAUUCACUGCUCGACUGAGGGACCUUACAGUUAACUGUGUGUGGGGUCGUUAUUCAAAAAUCAUAUUAAACACUAUUAUUGCACACACA